CCUAAAACUUUGCCAACAGAUCCCCACCCUUCAUCGAGACUCUCUAACUCUCAACUCUUACACCUUCACUCUCGUCGAUCCAAUUCACUGACCUCAUGAAUCCAAAAUAGACACCACUCCCAUUCCUUCCACCACGAAACCCAAUUCCAAAGCUUUCUAAUUCAAUCUAACACCAGAAAAUCAAAUCUCCCCAUACUAAUAACAACUAACUAGCACCACGCAGAAACACAGUAAAUCGCAGUAACCAAUUAUGAGGUCCGUGAACCUCAACACAAGUUUCCUGUUCCACCAAGGCAGCAGAUCCAGAUCCCCAACUUUUCAUCUGUUCCACACACUCACUAAACUCCCCAUUUCUUCAAUUACCACAAAGAAGCCCCAAAAAGGGAAUUGAUUUUUUCCUUUUCCUUCGUUCUCGGUCUCCGUGGUGCUUACCAAAGAAGAAGUCCUCAAGGGCAAAGAAGAAAAUAAAGAGAGCGAGAAACCCGCUUUCAAUUUCAAGUCUUAUAUGGUCAAUAGAGCGAGAAACUUUGACAACCUCCCCUCGCUGCGCCAUUUUGAGGAUUUGAUGGUGACUCCCUUGGCGCUCACCGUCUAUCACGGAGAGAGCGCCGGAGCUGUCACGGAGGGAGCGCCGGAGCUUCUCCCGAAAGAGAAGGAUUCAGAAGGCGGCGAAGGUGGAAAGAAACAAGGACAACAAGGGAAGGCGUCAGAGGGAGAAGAACGAGCUAGCGAAUCGCCUUGUGAAACUGAGUCGCAGCGCGGCGUGAUGAAAAGUUCAGAUAAACCUCCGAAGGGGUCAAAUUCAGGAACCCUAGCUGCUGAAUCACCUGUUGUGAACAAUCGGAGUGAUGCAGAAUUGCAGGGGAGCCCUGCUACGCCGAAUAUGGAUGUCAAAGAUGAAAGGGUUUCAAUUUCUGAUGGUUACAGUUGGCGGAUGUAUGGUCAGAAGCAAGUGAAGAGUCCCACAGGAUCUCGAAGCUAUUACAGGUGUACUCAUUCAGAAUGUUCUGCAAAGAAGAUUGAAUGCAAUGAUGAUGUGGGUCGUGUAAUAGAUGUUGUUUAUAAAAGUCAACACAGUCAUGAUCCCCCACAUAAGCCCAAUUCUACAAGGGAAAGUAAGUUAGUGUCUUCCGAUGGCGCAAGUAUGGACAGAAAAUGGUGAAGGGGAAUCCACAUCCGAGGUAAAAAGGUUCACAAAUAUUUCCGAAACAAUUAUGUAUGAUCUAAGGGAAGGAAGUUUGAGAGGGCUAGAGGAAUGAGAAACAACAAAGGACUUAGGAUUUAAGUUGUAUUGUUUUUGUAUUUUUUUUAGUUUUUAGUUUUGGAAUUUGAACUCUAGAUUUAUUUUGUAUUUGAGUAUUAGUUUUUUAAUGUAUAAAACAAUUAUAGCA
Arachis ipaensis is the source of this 1391-nucleotide messenger RNA. The record is from RefSeq and is a predicted model, not a curated record. Lineage: Eukaryota; Viridiplantae; Streptophyta; Magnoliopsida; Fabales; Fabaceae.